GGGCACGCGACGACCAAAAGGUUAGCCAUCACUGGUAUAGGCUGGCAAUGAUCUCUUCUGUAAUGAACCAUAGUGAAAUAAACCACAAUUAGUAUUUUAUGUAAGUGGAAAUAAACAUUUGCAAAUUAAUCUUAAGUUUUGAAUUGCUGUUCAUUUCUCCCCCCCCCCCUCAGGAUGACGCCCAUCGGGGAUUAGCAGGGGCGUCAGCUGUGGUGGAAGUUGAAGCAGGUGAAAUAGAUCCUGAACCCUCCAAAGAGGACUUGGAGGUCUCGUCGGGAGCCUUGUCUCCUCGGAAGUCCAAAAGCACGUUGGGAGCAGUAGGGGACGGCCUCCUGGUCUCCACCCGAAAUGGGGAUGAUGGCGCCUGGACGCAAGCGACGGGGAGUGGAAAAGAAGGAGGACGUGUGUCUCCAGAAUCAGAAGGCCCCUUGGCCGGAUCAAACCCUAGUCCCACCCCAGGGAGCAAAGGCCUACCUGGUCAUGCCGCCAAGACUUUCCCAUCAUCCCCCAGCAAAACAGCUGGCCCCAGCCGAGCCAAGAUGUCCCUUACCGGGACCAGCAAGUCCCCAACUAUCCAGAGUCUGGCUAUGCGCUUACUAACUAUGCCUGGAUCACGUCUUCCGGGGGAUUCUGGGUCUCCCACAACAGAAGCCCCAGAUUCGGCCCCUACUCCUGCUCCGGCAGCGGCCUCUCCUGCUCAGCCUUCAGCAUCAACCACUGAGGAAGUCAAGCCCAAGGUCCACCGAGCUCGGAAAACAAUGUCGAAGCCCAGCAGCGUACAGGUGCCUGAAAAAAGGGUCUCAGAGAUGUUGCAUUUCCGUGUCUCGGAUGACUUGAGAAGCAUUUUAGAACCAGAAGAACCCGCAAAGCACAGGAAAUACGAUUACAUGGCAGAUGCGUUGCACAAAAGGAUUCCGCUCUCGCUUCAGCGCUCAAGUCCCAGGGCUACCACAGAGAUCACGGUGACGGAGGAGAUGACGGCUCCCGCCACGGCUUCGCAGGACGAUGGAGGCCAGGAAUGGGAGACUGAAGUGGGGGAUGACUUCAGCCUCUUCUACGACAGCUACUCUGUGGACGGCCACAUGGAUUCGGACAGCAAGUCUGAUGCAGAUGUUACUGGAGAACAUAUGAGUGAGGAGGAGGAGGAGGAAGAGGAGGAGGAGGAAGAAGAGGAAGAGGAGGAGGAAGAGGAAGAUGAUGAUGAUGAAGAUGAUGAGGAAGAGUCAGGAAACAUCUCUGAUAGGAGCACUGCCUCCAGCUCCAAACGUAAAGCCCGGAAGCGCUGGCGGCACGACAGUCCCUGGAUGAAACCAUCCCGAAAACGGAAGCGCAAAGAGCCGCAUCCCAAGGACAACAAAGGCCUGAAUGGUGGCCCUUCAGCCACCCAGAGCGAGUACACGGAGGUACCUCUUGGCUGCCUGGAGCUGCCCAACGAGGGGCCACUGUCCCCCAACAAUGCCGGUGUGUCUAAUGAGACAAGUUCGCUGGAAACGGAACGAUUUGAGGAACUUCCGUUGUGUUCUUGCCGCAUGGAAGCCCCAACCAUUGAGCGUCUUAGCCAGCAGGCUGGAAAUCAGUGCAUGGCAACCGAGAGUGCUGAUGGGGAGCUAAAUGGCUGCAGCAGCAGCAUCUUGAAGCAAGAAACGAUGCGUCCCUCCAGCCGGGUUCCCCUCAUGGUCCUGUGUGAAACCCAUCGCGCCCGGAUGGUGAAGCAUCACUGCUGCCCUGGAUGUGGCUACUUCUGCACGGCGGGCACCUUUCUGGAGUGCCACCCGGACUUCCGUGUGGCCCAUCGCUUCCACAAGGCCUGCGUUUCCCAGCUCAAUGGCAUGAUCUUCUGUCCACAUUGUGGAGAGGACGCUUCGGAGGCGCAAGAAAUCACCAUAGCCAAGGCGGACACCUCCACGCCUGUCCCCAUCCCACCGUCGCAUAGCCAAGGUGCUUCCGAAUCCACCGGCCGUGCUGACACCACCCAGCCCAGUGCUCGGAUGCGUGGGGGCUCUGGGGUUGAACACCCACCAGACGAUACGGUGGGCUUUGGGGGCCCAGGUAUUGAUAGCGCAGGCCCACAGUUGACCCUUCCUAACGGGGCUGUGCUUUCAGCACAAGGAUUGCCAACAGGGGCUGGACGGGAGCAGCUAGAGCGAGCCCUGGUGGUACAGGAAUCCGAAAGGCGCAAGAAACUGCGAUUCCAUCCGCGUCAGCUCUAUCUCUCCGUUAAGCAAGGGGAACUGCAGAAAGUGGUCCUGAUGUUGUUAGACAGCUUAGACCCCAAUUUCCAGACCGAGCAACAAAGCAAGCGUUUCCCACUGCAUGCUGCAGCACAGAAGGGCUACAUGGAAAUCUGUCAUGUUUUGCUGCAGGCUGGAGCCAACAUAAAUACGGUGGACAAGUUGCGUAGAACCCCUUUAAUGGAAGCGGUUGCGAACAACCAUGUGGAACUAGCACGUUACUUGGUCAAGAGGGGUGGCUGCGUGUACACAAAGGAGGAUGAUGGAUCUACCUGUCUUCAUCAUGCUGCCAAGAAUGGAAAUGUGGAGAUGGUCAGCUUGCUCCUUUCCACGGGACAGGUGGACGUCAACGCCCAGGAUAAUGGAGGUUGGACCCCCAUUAUCUGGGCUGCCGAGCACAAACACAUUGAGGUGAUCCGUAUGUUGCUUACCCGAGGAGCUGAUGUCACCUUGACUGACAACGAAGAGAACAUCUGCUUGCACUGGGCCUCCUUCACAGGAAGUGCGGAGAUUGCCGAAGUCUUACUUAAUGCCCAGUGUGACCUCCACGCCGUCAAUUUCCACGGAGACACACCUCUGCACAUAGCGGCCCGGGAGAGCUACCACGAUUGUGUCCUCUUGUUCCUAUCAAGGGGUGCUGACACUGAAAUACGGAAUAAGGAGGGGGAUUUGCCCGUGGACCUGACCUUGGAGAAUUCAGAUGUUUGGUUUGCCCUUCAACUCAACCGCAAGAUCCGCCAAGGCAUCCUUAACCGUUCGGUGCGCACAGAACGUAUCAUCAGCAGGGAUGUGGCUCGGGGCUACGAAAACGUGCCCAUUCCCUGUGUCAACUCUGUGGAUGAUGAACCCUGCCCAGAUGACUACAAGUACAUCUCGGAAAACUGCGAGACUUCCACCAUGAACAUUGAUCGCAAUAUCACCCACUUACAGCAUUGCACGUGCCAGGACGACUGUUCCUCCAGCAACUGUCUCUGUGGACAGCUCAGCAUCCGCUGCUGGUAUGACAAGGACGGACGUUUGCUACAAGAGUUCAACAAGAUUGAGCCCCCUUUGAUCUUUGAGUGUAACCAGGCCUGCACCUGUUGGAGGAACUGCAAAAACCGGGUUGUUCAAGGCGGCAUCAAGGUUCGCCUGCAGCUGUACCGAACGGCGAAAAUGGGUUGGGGCGUCCGAGCCCUUCAGACCAUCCCCCAGGGAACCUUCAUAUGCGAGUAUGUAGGAGAAUUAAUUUCUGAUGCAGAAGCUGAUGUAAGAGAAGACGAUUCAUACCUGUUCGAUCUAGACAAUAAGGAUGGCGAGGUUUACUGCAUCGAUGCCCGUUAUUAUGGCAAUGUCAGCCGUUUCAUCAACCACUUGUGUGACCCUAAUAUCAUCCCCGUCCGAGUCUUCAUGUUGCACCAGGACCUGCGCUUCCCCCGCAUUGCUUUCUUCAGCAGCCGGGACAUUCAGACUGGUGAAGAACUUGGAUUUGACUACGGGGACCGUUUCUGGGACAUCAAAAGCAAAUAUUUCACCUGCCAGUGCGGUUCGGAGAAAUGCAAACAUUCGGCGGAAGCGAUUGCCCUGGAACAGAGCCGCCUGGCUCGCCUGGAGGCCCACCAGGACGUGCUGCCGGACAGCAGCAGCUUCCCCGCCUCUCAGGUUUAACCUGAGUCCCGCUGCCCCUUCUGCAUGUGAAACCGCUUCUCCCGGGCCCCACCCCUGACUUCUCCUUUUUUCCACCACCACCCCACCGUGGACUUCCUCUCGGCUUGUCGUUUUGGAACACGGAAGCUGCUCCGCUCCAAGAGGAAUUUGCCUUAAAGCGAUGCCACGUUGGUGGAAGGAGAGAAGAAAAUGGAAGAAGCGUGUCUGGAGAGAGGCGGGGCGGGUGGAGGGGGGGAGUGUCCCCGGGUGUGAAAGGAAAUGAAACCUCUGCAAGAAAGACAACCUUUUGCCCCAGGGGAUCUGAGCUCCUGAAAGUUUUCCUCACAAUUGAUGCGCCCGCAAUGUCUGACUCUCGUGAUCCGCUGGAGAAACAACCGUGGGAGACCAGAGAACGGGGUGGGGGUGGGUGGGAUGGGGAGGGGGGGUAUCCUCUUCGCUUGAUUUUAUUUUGAAGUGAAGGCUGAGGCCGGUGCCGUUUUGCCGUUUUAAUCCUCCCUGUGCUCACUGACUUUCUUACAUGACCCAGCCAAAUCUUUGGACACUUGCCUCUGUGGAUCUACGAGAACUUGCCGUGGCCAAUUCGCCACGGCCAAACCGCUGCGGCCAUCUUGCCACGGGACGAGAGUUUUCAAAGAACUGGUCCAAGAGAGUCAUUAAAGGAAGGGAUGCCAAAGGAGGAGGGACAAAGUAAAGCGCGGAUGGCAAAAAUGAAAAUAAUUUUUAAAAGGAUUUUAAUGAUUUUAAAUAAGUCGAAUUGUUGAGGUGAGUUGGCUGAGGCAAGAUUGUUCCAUUUUGUGCCUCUGUUUCCUCUACCUGGAGGCAGCCAGCAAACGCAGGAAAUUAGGAGCUCUCUCCAGCUUUCUGGGCCAAAAAAAGCAACUUCCACCAGAGGCUUUGGGAAUGCUCCAUUUUAUUUUAUUUUACUUUAUUGAGCGGAGAAGCAAGGAGGGUGUCCAAAUUCCACUGCAGGCAGGUUGUUUUAUUGUCGUUUUUUGUGCAUCAACACAUUCUGGGAAGGCUUAGAAAUUUAGAAACCAAGCAUCAACUUGAAAGGCCUUUUUUGCCAUCACCCAGUGCAGGGGUCUCCAACCUUGGCAACUUGAAGACUUAUGGACUUCAACUCCCAGAAUUCCUCCGCCAGCUUGCUGAGGAAUUCUCAGGAAUUCUGAGGAAAGUUUGCUGGCGGAGGAAUUCUGGGAGUUGAAGUCCACAAGUCUUAAAAGUUGCCAAGGUUGGAGACCCCUGAUUAUGCUUGUGCUCCUGUGUGAAAAUAUGUUUGUUUGGCUGGCUGGCUGGCAGGACCCGUGUCUGUAGUGUCCCCUUCUCCUUGGGGGCCCAGCUCAUUUUGGAUCAAUUUUUACUUUGGAGUGGGAGCAGUGGCUUGUCUGCACUCUUUGUCUUUGAGUGGUUUUUAAAGUUUUUUUUGUUUUUAAAUUCUUUUAUCCCUCUUCAACCACCGGCAAGAGAGGUUUGACUCGGUUUUGAGGGCCAGCCUUAUCUCCGUCUCUUUUUGUAUGGGUUUCAUAACUUGGGGGGGUUUUAUAAUGUAAUUUUCUCCGCACCGUAAAACUAAUAAAAGUUGGCAACUGGGUGCAUUUUGAUACGAUGAAAAGCAACGGCA
Molecule: messenger RNA, 5499 nt
Organism: Thamnophis elegans (Western terrestrial garter snake)
Lineage: Eukaryota; Metazoa; Chordata; Lepidosauria; Squamata; Natricidae
Gene: EHMT2
Product: euchromatic histone lysine methyltransferase 2
Exons: 27
Coding region: 540-3878 (1112 amino acids)
Cellular component (GO): nucleus
Molecular function (GO): zinc ion binding; p53 binding; histone methyltransferase activity
Source: RefSeq, a predicted model, not a curated record